This is a messenger RNA of Closterium sp. NIES-65, 1053 nucleotides long. The record is from the annotation of a GenBank genome assembly. Lineage: Eukaryota; Viridiplantae; Streptophyta; Zygnematophyceae; Desmidiales; Closteriaceae.
AUGCCAUCAACGUCUUCUGCAGCAGUCCCGUGUUCCCUCAUAGUAUCACGCUGGCAGGAAAGGGGAGCUCAGGGAAGGGAUUGGCAUAACUGCCUGCCUGAUGCCCCGCGCGAAGGAUGGCGAGGAGAGGAGACCGCCCUGCCCCGGACAGGAGAAGCGUGGAGUUGCCGAAAUUGGUACGAGGGUGAGGCGAGUGGGGACUGCGUGACGGGGGCGGGUGGAGGGGAUUCGGAUUCCUCUCCUCUUGGCGCGCCUGGUGCCGGAAGGGCGGGUCCGGCCCCCCUCCUUCCCUGUACCACUCACCCGUUCUGCCACGCCCGCCCCAUCCCUUCACUGGCGCCACAUCUCCUCCUCCCUCCUCCUCCUCCUCCUACUCCUCCUCCUCCACUACUCCUCUGCCUCCUCCUCUCCUCCGCCCUCCUCCUCCUCCUCCUCCUCCUCCUCCUCCUCCUCCUAGUUCUCCACAUCCUCCUCCUCGUUGUAAACAGGCUACCUGCUCCUCACCGCCUCCUCAAACUACCUCCUCAUAAUCCUCCUCCUCCUCCUCAUACUCCUCAUCUCUCCUUCCCUCCUCUCCUCCUCCUCUCCUCCUCCUCUCCCUCCUCCUCCUCCUCCUCCUCGUCCUCCUCGUCCUCCUCAUCCUCUACCUCCUCCCCUCCUCCUCUCCCCUCUCCUCCCUCCUCUCCUCCUCCUCCUCCUCCUCCUCUGCCUCCUCCUCUCCCCUCCUCCUCCUCCUCCUUCCUCCUCCUCCUCCUCCUCAUCCUCCUCCUCCUCCUCCUCCUCCUCCUUCCUCCUCCUCCUCUCCUCCUCCUCCUCCUCCUCUUAGUCCUCCCCGCCAUCAUUCAUCUUUUUCAUCCUCCCCAACAUCCACGUCAUCCUCCUUCGCUUCCUCUUCAUCCUCCUCUCCCUCCACAUCCUCUCCUCAUCCUCCUCCUCCGCAUCACCGGGGUUUUCAUCGCCCCGUUUCGGCUUUGUUACCGGUCGCUGCUUUCUUGCCUCUCCUUCCCCCGGAUGCUUUUCUUGCUGCGGGGUCGGCCUUCUGGGCAAUGCUGA